AUGGUAACUGAUCCCAUCGUCGAAGCGACUCUUAUGGACGGAACAACCAUCGCCGUCAAUGACCAUGUCUACUUGGCCCCGGAACAUUUAGGCGAGACCUAUUACAUUGGUCGCGUUAUGGAAUUCUGUGGCAACAGCAAACGGCGAGGCCUCCAGGCACGGAUUGCAUGGUAUAAUCGGCCAAGGGAUGUCAUUAGUCGUAAAAAUCAUGAUCCCCGAUUACUGGUUGCCACCAUGCACUCGGAUCUCAACCCAGUGUCCUCCAUCCGAGGAAAGUGUACUGUGACCCAUCGUCACUACAUUCCGGCGGGACAGCUCGAGCAAUAUAAGCAGCAGGAUGACUGUUUUUACUAUCAUCAAUUGUAUGAUCGCUAUAUGCAGCGUGUAUAUGAUAUUGUGCCUUGCGAAUUGGUCCAAAAUGUACCCAAAGAUGUCCAGACGGCUCUCCGUGAGCGAUACCAAUUCAUUGUCGUUGAGCAAGGCAAGGCGUCCGACCUGACUGUUGCAAGACGCACCUGCUGUGUUUGUCAAGACUGGUGUGCCAGCGCCAGUUCGGUUCGAUGUGCAGCAUGCCAGAAGAACUACCACAUGGCUUGUUUGAACCCACCACUCCUCCGAAAACCAUCGAAAGGCUUUGCUUGGCAAUGUGCCUUUUGCUCACGGAAAGAAAUCAUGGAAGCACCCACGGCUUCCUCACAUACAAAUACAGCCACAUCAUCGUCAUUGCAAACAACAACAACAACAACAACGUCAGCAGCAGAAGCAGAAGCAGAAGCAGAAGCAGCGGCACCAACUUCACAUCAUUCCAGAGAUACACGAUCACCAUCCACACCCGCUUCGAGACAACGGCCUACACGCAAUGCAGCUCGUUCGAGUGCACCACGCAUGACCAAUAUGUGGCCUUUUCGGUACUUUGGCAUCCACACCGACAUUCAUGAUAUCCUGGAUAUUGACGAUCGCAUAUAUCCACGGGCGCGGAGUCGAUUGGGCGCGAGGUACCAGGCUGAUCCCAUUCCUGACUUGAUAAACGCCCCAUCAAGUAACAACGGUGAUGCCCACCAAAAUCAUCAGCCAUCUUCCCCAGCUAAAUCUGCUUCAUUGAAAUUACGCCCCAAACCCUUUCAAAAACGGACUCGCCCUCGUUCCAGAAGACGAACAGAAGGGAGUCCAAACCUUGGUCGAGCUCCAUCUGAAGAAGAUACUGAGGAACCAGGUCCAAUUGAACGAGGCACGGAUGCUACGAUUACGCCGUUAUUUCAUCCAAAUCGAUUGGACGAUCAAGUUUUGAAUCAAUAUAUCAAAGAUGUCAAGGCACUUCCAUCAUUACCCCUCCCACCCUACUCGGGCGAUCUUUUGGACCGUGCCAUACUUUGUCUCGAGCACAACGACUAUGAUACCAAGGAAGCACUUGAAGAAAUGCGCAAAGUGGACGAAAGCGAUUUUGUACAUAUUGUGGAAUGGACACCGGAAGAAGUGGAAGCUUUUGAAAGCGGAAUCAAAACAUAUGGUCACGACUUGUAUCAUGUUGGACGCAUGGUGCCCAGCAAAAAGCAUGCAGACGUCGUGCGCUACUUUUAUCAAUGGAAAAAGACUGAGCGUUACGAGCCGGUAUAUUCGCAGUGGACCAAAGUCUACAAACCGACCAAAAAAUUUAAAAAGUUUGGCAACAAUGUCAGUAGCGAAGGAACCGACGAAGAUUCCAAUAACAACAUCAUGCAAAUUGAUUCUGGAAGUGAAAUGGAUAGUGGUGAAGAGUCAGAUCCUACUGUGAUCCAUGCAAGCUCGCAUAUGGUCAAGACGUUCCACUGCGCAAAUUGUCAAAGCCCAGAUUCGACGAUAUGGCGACGGCUCCCUACAGAUGUUGAUCGCAAGCGCAAACACUUUCGCCAGGUUUUGUGUAACGAUUGUGGCGAGUUUUGGUUAAAGUACGGUAUCAUGCGCAAAACCAGUGUUGAAAGGACGGUUCAGCGUGGCAAAGGCCGUGGAUUGAAAACGAAUGGCGGCGAUGCUGCUGCAAACUCAAAAGGUGGAGCAAAACGGAAGCGGACAAAUGACGGCGGCGCAACGAAGUUUGGUGUCAGAAAACUUAAAGACGAUAAGCGUGUGGUCUCGGUUUCAUAUGAACCUACGCCUUGCGCCGUAUGUAGCGAAAUGGAGCCACAAGAGCGCCUGCUGACCUGCCAUGGAUGCGGCAUGUCUGUACACGGCGAUUGCUAUGGUGCUCACAAAUCCAUAAAAGAGGCGUGGUACUGCGAUGUAUGCAUUAACAAAAAGAACCCAACAGCCUCAUAUUCGUAUGAAUGUAUUCUAUGUAGCGAGUCUCGGCAAUCACCACGGCAACCCUUGAAAAAAACAUCAUCCUACAACUGGGUACAUGUUUUGUGUGCUAUGUUUAUUCCAGAAGUCAAGUUUGUGAACAUAGCGACGCUUCAGCCGGCCGAGUAUAUUGCAGCAAUUAACAAGGCGCGAUGGAACGAGACCUGUCAUUUAUGCAAAGAGCAGACGGGCGCAUGUGUGGUUUGCGGCGACUGUAACAAGCCCGUACAUGUACAGUGCGCUAUUAAGCACAAUUUCACAGUUGCGUUUGAGGUCCAAUCUCCCAAAGCUUCUCGUUCUGGCGUCACCAUACCUGCCGAUCUUUUUCGUUCUAACAUGCCCAGUGGGUUGAUGGUACCGCAGGUUUGGUGCCCAAACCAUGAUCUAUCUAAACAUCAGCUUGUGCGAUUAACUGAGCGCACCACGGAUACCAACGUGUCUUGUACUCGUAUUUACUCUAGCUAUUACAAACAAGUUGAAUCCGGUACGACACCAGCCAUGCGACGCUAUCGUGCAGUUCUCGCCUCUACAGGACAUCCGUACAGUAGUGCCAUUUACAACCCCAGCAGUUUGCAUUCAGAAAGCUCACCUACCUUAUCACCUGCGUCUAUUCCAUCUGCUCGCCAAAGCGUGCUUUCAACCAUGCCACCUGCACGACAACCUACUACUACAACAACAACAGCAACAUCUUCUACCUCUCCAUUAUCUUUAUCAUCAUCAUCAUCAACCAAUCGAAGAACGCCAGUGACUACUGCACUGGCUUCAGUGCCAAUCGACUUUAAUGAACAACCAAAGUGCAGUGAAUGUCCUGCUGAGUUUUCGCCUUAUUGGUGGGAUGUCGACGCUUCCCCUGACAAAAAAUUAUGCCAUCGUUGCUACUGGCGCCACAAACGUGAUAAUAAUACUGUGGACAUUAUUGCUCCUACUACUACCUCUAAUACUACUACUACUACUACUACUAAUUGA
Zychaea mexicana is the source of this 3282-nucleotide messenger RNA. RefSeq lists its product as uncharacterized. Gene Ontology annotation, cellular component: Lid2 complex. Lineage: Eukaryota; Fungi; Mucoromycota; Mucoromycetes; Mucorales; Lichtheimiaceae. Bases 1 to 3282 code for a protein of 1093 amino acids. Gene Ontology annotation, molecular function: zinc ion binding; sequence-specific DNA binding; chromatin binding. The transcript is spliced from 12 exons. The record is from RefSeq and is a predicted model, not a curated record. Gene Ontology annotation, biological process: histone catabolic process.